AUGGAUCUUACACCACUACCCGUCAUACUGAAGACCGGAUAUCACCGAGGCUAUCCCUCCAUCUUUUACCCUCCAUCUCUACUAUACACAAUGCGCGUCUUCGUCACUGGCUCCACGGGCUUCGUCGGCUCCGCCGUCGUGGACGAUUUGCUCGCCCACGGGCACACUGUUCUCGGCCUCACGCGCAGCGACAAGGGUGCUGAGCAGCUCAAGCAGAAAGGCGCCGAGCCUCUCCGCGGCACCAUCGAAGAGCUCGACAUUCUCCGCAAGGGCGCCGCUGACUGCGAUGCCGCCAUGCACCUUGCCUUUGUCCACGACUUUACCCGCUUCGAGGAGUGCUGCGCCAAAGACCGUGCUGCCAUCACCGCCAUAGGAGAAGUGCUGGCCGAUGCCGUCGUCGCCGGCAAGGCCCGAGCUCUCAUCGCGACGUCCGGCACCAUGAUGCUGAAGCAAGGCCAGCUCGGUCACGAGGAGGACCCGGCAGACACGACCAACGUCAUUGCCGUCACGCGCGCCGCAUCGGAGCCCGUAUGCUUGGACUUUGCCAAGAAGGGCGUCCGCACCAGCAUCAUUCGACUGGCCCCUACCACGCACGGCAACGGCUCGUCUGGUUUCACGGGCAUGCUCGUCCAGAACGCCCUUCAAAAAGGUGUCGCUGCUUACGUCGGCGAUGGCACAAACCGCUGGAGCGCUGGCCACGUCGCCGAUGCCGCCAGGCUGUACCGUCUGGCGAUGGAAAAGGCGGUACCGGGAUCCAUUUACCACGCCAUUGCCCAGGAAGGAGUUUCUGUCAAGGACAUUGUCACCAAAGUUGGUGAGGUACUGGGCGUGCCUGUCAAGUCGAUCCCUGCGGACAAGGCCCAAGAGCACUUUGACUGGUUCAUUUUUGCCAUAAUGGCUGACAACCCAGCUUCCAGCAAGAAGACAAGAGAGGCGCUGGGCUGGGCUCCCACUCAUGGCACAGUGCUCGAUAGCGUCAAGGGGACUGUGGAAUGGGCCAAGGCGCAGGCUGCGGGAAACGCUCAGUGA
This is a messenger RNA of Akanthomyces muscarius, 1029 nucleotides long. RefSeq lists its product as uncharacterized. The record is from RefSeq and is a predicted model, not a curated record. Lineage: Eukaryota; Fungi; Ascomycota; Sordariomycetes; Hypocreales; Cordycipitaceae. Bases 1 to 1029 code for a protein of 342 amino acids. The transcript has 5 exons.